AUGGCUGAAUCAGAUUCAGCCUAUGGUACAUCAUUCACUUUGGAUUCGAUGAAAGUUAUAGCCGAAAGUGUUGGUAUUGCAAGUCUUGGUGACGAUGCUGCAAAGGAACUAGCAGAUGAUGUUACGUAUCGUCUUAAAGUAAUUGUCCAAGAUGCUAUGAAAUUCAUGCAUCAUGCAAAACGGCAGAAGCUUUCUAUAACUGAUAUUGAUCAUGCACUAAAGAUUAAAAAUAUAGAGGCUCAAUAUGGGUUUAUUCAACCAGAUUCAUUACCAUUCAGAUUUGCUUCUGGAGGUGGAAGAGAGUUACAUUUUAUUGAAGAGAAGGAAAUUGAUUUAUCUGAAAUUUUAUCAGCUCCACCACCAAAAAUACCAUUAGAUGUGUCACUUAGAGCUCACUGGUUAAGUGUUGAUGGAGUUCAGCCCACAGUUCCAGAAAAUCCUCCACCAUUGUCAAAAGAAUCGCAAAAACUUGAAUCUGUUGAUCCUAUAACAAAAUUAAGCAAACCUGCUAACAAAGAUGCAGCUGGUAAACCAGUAUGUGGUAAAGCAGCCCGUUUGAAAGCAUCAGAAUCUGUCCAUGUUAAACAACUAGCUACACAUGAGCUCAGUGUCGAGCAGCAGUUAUAUUACAAGGAAAUAACUGAAGCAUGUGUUGGAAGUGAUGAAGGGAGGCGGGCGGAAGCUUUACAAUCUCUGGCCUGUGAUCCUGGCUUACAUGAAAUGUUACCGAGGAUGUGUACAUUUAUAUCUGAAGGUGUGAAAGUAAAUGUUGUACAGAAUAAUUUGGCUCUUCUUAUCUAUUUGAUGAGAAUGGUGAAGGCAAUUCUUGACAAUCAAUCAUUGUAUUUGGAGAAAUAUCUGCACGAGUUGAUUCCGUCAGUGUCGACGUGUAUAGUGUCGAGGCAGCUGUGCGUGCGUCCGGAGGUGGACAACCACUGGGCAUUGCGCGAUUUUGCCGCACGUCUCAUGGCGCAAAUAUGCAAAACUUUCAAUACUUCAACCAAUAAUUUGCAAACUAGAGUGACGAGGCUAUUUGCAAAAGCAUUGCAAUGUCCAUCUCAAACAAACAAUGAAAGUGGACCCUCCAUGGUGGCUUCCAUGAAGGAAUCUGAAAAGACGCCGCUCGCAUCCUUGUAUGGUGCAGUUCAGGGACUCGCUGAACUUGGACCAGAAGUAGUGAAGGUGUUCAUCCUGCCGCGCGUGCGGUGGCUGGGCGAGCGCGUGGAGGGCGCGCUGAGCGGGCUGGGCGGCGCCGACCGCCUCGCCGCCGGCAACCUCAAGCACCAGCUGCUCAAGGUGCUGGCGCCCGUCGUGCGCCACCUGCGCCAGCCGCCCGACCUGCCGGAUGAUUACAAACGCGACUACGGCUACCUGGGCCCCAGCCUGCAGCAGCUGGUGAGCAAGCAGCGCUCGUCGCCGGCGGCGGGCAGCGGCGGCGGCGCGGUGGCGGUGGUGGCGUGCACGCCGCCGCUGCUGCCCUCGCCCUCCCCCGCGCCGCCCUCGCCCGCGCCCUCGCUCGCCGGGCCCUCCGUUGUCACACACUCGCAGGCCAAGUCUAUUGAGUCAGUGACGUCUCGAAACGUGGUGAUAACGGCGUCGUCCGCGCCGCAGUCGCCGGCGCCCUCCACGCCGCCGCCGCAGAAGUUCGUCAUAGUCUCGCAGCAGAAACCUCAACAGAGUCAGUCGGUGAGCGGAGCGGGACACAUCGUGGUGCACAGCUCGCAGCCCACCAUCGUGCGCAGUCAAAAUGUACAGUCGGUGGUGGUGACGAGCGGGCCGGCGGGCGCGCAGCCGCCGCAGAAGGUGGUGGUGGUGGGCGUGCACCCGCCGCACGCGCCCGUCUCCGUCGCUGGAGUUAGCCAGGCGCCCGUAUCAGUGGUAGCGAAGCCAGUGUUCGCGCGAGGCGGCUCGCAGCAGCCGCAGCCGCCGCCCGAGCUGGACGACCUGUCGCACCUCGCC
Messenger RNA from Brenthis ino (lesser marbled fritillary), 1959 nucleotides. The record is from the annotation of a GenBank genome assembly. NCBI's taxonomy places the organism in Eukaryota, Metazoa, Arthropoda, Insecta, Lepidoptera, Nymphalidae.